Sinocyclocheilus grahami is the source of this 1669-nucleotide messenger RNA. RefSeq lists its product as uncharacterized. The record is from RefSeq and is a predicted model, not a curated record. NCBI's taxonomy places the organism in Eukaryota, Metazoa, Chordata, Actinopteri, Cypriniformes, Cyprinidae. Gene Ontology annotation, molecular function: ubiquitin-protein transferase activity. Bases 1 to 1647 code for a protein of 548 amino acids. Gene Ontology annotation, biological process: protein ubiquitination. The transcript is spliced from 14 exons.
AUGACGAAUAAUCUAGGUGUUUACUUGAACAAAGUCAAGGGAGACCCGUUUAAGAUUUGGGUUUACGACUGUCUGUCUGGAAGAGAGACCACACAAAAUGUGAAUGAUCUGGCUAAAAUACUCAAUGAUACCAGAACUGACAACUCUGUUGAAGUCAGUAAAACCCCCAAAGAGGCAAUUGUGGUGCUCUUUGAUUCAAGUUCUUCAAUGAUGGAAGAAUGUUAUGACACUGACAGUCAGAUGAUGCGCAUUGAUGCCGUCAAGCAAAUCUUUGACAGCUUUUCAAACCGAAGCAUGUCAUAUGAUUUUCAGCAUGUCAUCUGCCUUGUGAUGUUUAACGACAAAGUUAAAACUCUUCUUAAAUUCACAGAAAAUUUGGAAACCUUCAAGGAGCAAGUGCAUGCUAUUGAAGCAUCUGGGUACACUAGGUUAUAUGAUGCACUUGUUCGUGGUAUCUCAGAACUUGACAAUAUCAAGAAAAGUUUUCCAGCUUGCAGAUGUCGCAUCUUGUGUUUGACAGAUGGCAACGAUUUCAGUUCCAUGAGUAAUCCAGUCACCAUUGCCAGAAAAUUGAUGGCCAGCAAUAUUGUGGUCGAUGCCGUUAUUGUUGGCAAGGCAGAUAACACUGUUUUACAUGGAAUCAGCUAUGUAACAGGUGGGUAUUGCUUUAAGCCUGAGAAUGCAAAAGCUGCCCUAAGGCUUUUUGAGAUGGAAACUGUCUUGUCCAUGGAGCUGAGGGCAGAGAGAAGAAGGGUACCUGUUUCUUCCAUAAAAACGGAGGAAGACUUGACCAAAAUUUUUGCCACCCAUGGCUACGAUGAAAGACCGGAAAUGAAGAUUCCUGCUCAAAUCACUAAGAAAUCGGCCAGGACAGAGAAUGUACUAAAAAAGAAGAUACAAGAAUGCAAGUCAGGCCGCUUCAUGGAGAAAGAUAAACGGAUCAUAGAAGAACUGAAAAGUCUUCACUGUGAUCCCCAUCCAUUUUGUUCUGUGUAUCCCUCAGAAACCGACUUCACUUUUUGGAGGAUUGUCAUGAAAGGACCGCCUGAAACUCCCUAUGAGAAUGGAACCUUUGAGCUGUAUUGUCAGUUUGGUCGUGAUUAUCCAGUGAAACCACCUGUUGUUCGGUUCUAUACUCCUAUUUACCAUUGCAACAUCAACAGUGUGGGAAGGAUUUGCCACAACAUAUUUGAUCGAAACUACUCGGCUGAUGUUACUAUGAGAGAGAUCUUGGAUGCUGUAUAUGGACUUCUGAUACUCCCAGAGGCUGAUGAUCCACUAGACAGCAUAUUAGCAGAGGAAUUCCUGACUAGCAAAGAAAUCUAUGAGCAGGCAGCUAAAGAUGACACUGCAGUAAACGCAUGUCAGUCCAUGGAAUCCAUUGAAAAGCAAUACAUAGGUGAGAGCAACGUUCCAGUGCCUCCUCAUCUGGUAUGUCCCUUGUCAGGGAAGAUAUUCGUUAAUCCCGUCAAGACCAAAGGUGGAUGUGUAUAUGAGCGAAGAGCCAUUGAGGAAUAUCUUAAGACGAACAAUAAUGAUCCAGUUACAGGGAAGCCACUUAGUUGCACAGAUCUUACUCCAGAUAAGAACAUGAAAAAGUCUGUUGUGGAGUAUCGUACAUCCCAGAUAGAAGAAACGGGUCCCUGAAUAAAGUAGAUAUUGCUUUGGU